CCCAUGACAACUUCUGAGUAGGUCCAGACAUUUGACAAACUUUAGCGGCAAAAACUCAUAAAUCAUAUGCUAUGUGAGAACACAUUUACAGGCAGAGCUUAGGCGCGCUCUAAAUUUCCCUCAUCCCCACUCACUUGAAAUACGGCGCAGCACAGCAGCAGGGAAACCUUGCCGUGGUCUCUCUCGAUCUUUUGGGAAAAUAAAAGAUGGUAUCAACUCUAACUCGUCUGCUGCUCCUCACCUGCGUGAUUCUACCUUUCAAUGGAGCAGAGAAAUUGAGAAAGGCACUUGACAGGAAGGAUGUUGAAUACGAAAAGUACAACAGCUGCCCCCAGGGUCCGGCUGGCACCCCUGGAAGGGAGGGUAACCCUGGCACCAAUGGCAUCCCUGGGACUCCUGGCAUCCCGGGGCGCGAUGGCAUCAAGGGGGAGAAAGGAGAGUGUGUGAGUGAGGUGUUUGAGGAGCCAUGGAAACCCAACUACAAGCAGUGUGCCUGGAACUCACUCAACUAUGGGAUCGACCUGGGCAAAAUAGCUGACUGUACAUUCACCAAGCUGCGUUCAGACAGUGCCCUGCGUGUGCUCUUCAGCGGCUCCCUGAGGCUGAAGUGUAAGACAGCCUGCUGCCAGCGUUGGUACUUCACCUUCAACGGAGCUGAGUGUACAGGACCUCUGCCCAUCGAGUUCAUCAUCUACCUCGACCAAGGCAGCCCUGAGCUCAACUCCACCAUCAACAUACACAGAACCUCAUCUGUUGAAGGGUUGUGUGAGGGGAUCCGGGCAGGCCUGGUGGACGUGGCUAUCUGGGUGGGGACCUGUGCUGACUACCCCAGAGGAGAUGCAUCUACAGGGUGGAACUCUGUAUCCAGGGUCUUCAUAGAGGAGCUGCCCAAAUGAGGCCUUCUUUAUUAAGUGAUGGGACCAGGACCCAUAGAGAAAGAACCCCUAACAAUACUUCUGAAGCCUUUGACUACAUAUCAGUUUAGUUUCUGGAUGGGUUCCUAGUCUUUGACAAUGUCCUCUGGCCAAUCAGACAACUUCAGUUGUGGCUAAAUCCUACUACAGUAUCACUGAUGUUCACUUGAAUGUUUUGUACUACAGCACAUGGGUAGGGUCUAGUUUAUUGGCCACCUGAAAUUAGAUUUUUUCCUCAUUAGUCCCAUUCCUGUUUAAUAAGGAAAGAUUUUGGCUGUGCAUGUAAUCUGUUGAAGUCGUACAUUUUUAAAUGAAUUACUGUCAAUAAAGUAAUAUUUUGUAUGAA
Molecule: messenger RNA, 1260 nt
Organism: Oncorhynchus tshawytscha (Chinook salmon)
Lineage: Eukaryota; Metazoa; Chordata; Actinopteri; Salmoniformes; Salmonidae
Product: collagen triple helix repeat-containing protein 1-like
Exons: 4
Coding region: 207-896 (229 amino acids)
Source: RefSeq, a predicted model, not a curated record